AUGAAAGUGAUGAUGAUAUUUGCUGAAUAUGUUGAUUUUGGUAUAAGUGAGAGGGUCACAAGGAGCUUAGGUGGUGUUGAAGGUAGUUUGUUAGGAAGAGAGGCAGUUGAGGAGGAUGAUUUGAACAUCCAAUUGUUAGAUGAAGAGGAUCUGAAUGAUGAUGAUGAUGAUGAGGUGGCUAGCUUAGGUGAAUCUGAUGAGGAGCUAGGGUCAAAUUACUCUGUGUUCAACCCUGCAGUUGAUUUCAAGGGGAAAAUCAACUUGACUUUGGGACUCAAGUUUCCUUCCAAUGACUGUUUUAGGAAGGCACUAAGAUGUGAGUGUGAGUGGAAGAACAAUAAAAGGGUGAGGUGCACAUGUAAAGGGAAGAAGUGCAACUUUAAGGUUCAUUGCAAGCAAGUGAAGGGUGAGGCUACAUUCCAAAUCAAGAGCAUUAGGUUAAAGCAUACAUGUGGUAGGCAACAUGAGAACAACAAAGUCACUUCACAGUACUUGGCUGAGAGGUUCUUAGAUGAGUGGAGGGAUACACCAUCUUGGAAGUUGGUUGAGUUUAUGAAAAGGGCAAGGAGGGUGACUGGUGUGCAGCUUGGGUAUUUCAAGUGCUAUUAUGCUAGGCAAAUAGCAAUGAAGAUGAUUCAUGGGGAUGCAAGUGAGCAAUAUGGGAAGGUUUGGGACUAUGCUGAGGCCAUCAAGCUGCAUAAUCCUGGUUCCACAGCAGUGGUUAAGGUGACAGGGGUUGAAGAUGGUACCCCUUGCUUUCAGAGAUUGUACAUCUGCCUGCAGCCUUGUAAGAAAGGCUUUAUGGCAGGUUGCAGGCCCAUUAUAGGGGUGGAUGGUUGCCACCUUAGAGGCCCAUACCCAGGCAUUUGUCUAACUGCAGUAGCCAAGGAUGGGAACAAUAACCUUUUUCCAGUGGCUUGGGCUAUUGUGGAAGUGGAAAAUGGAGACACUUGGGCCUGGUUUCUGGAGCUUCUUGUGAAGGACAUUGAGAGUGUAGCACAUAAUGUCACAUGGGUUAGAGAGGGCACAGGUUCAGACAUCACAUACAUGUCUGACAGGCAAAAGGGCUUGGUGGAUGCUUUCAAUAAAGUAGUCCCAAAUGCAGAGGUGAGGUUCUGCUGUAGACACAUUUGGGCUAACUUCAAACAAAAAUUUCCAGGAGAGUUAUACAGACAAUCAUUUUGGAAAGCAGCAAGAGCAUCUACAAAGUGGCAUUUUGAGUGUGAGAUGGCCUCCAUUAAGUUGUUGUCCACUGAUGCACAUAAGUACCUAGCUGAUAUUCCACCUUGCCAUUGGUCUAGGCAUGCUUUCACAACUAGGUCUAAGUCUGGUAUGGUUCUUAAUAAUGCUUGUGAGAGUUUUAAUGUUGUUAUUAGGGAUGCUAGGACAAAACCUAUAUUAUCCAUGAUGGAAUGGAUGAGAAGGUAUGUAAUGAAGAGGUGUAGUGCAAAAAGAAAUGGAUUAAAAAACUUUAAGGGAGUGAUUAUGCCUUCAGUUGAGAAAAUGCUUGAGAAGGCUGCUGACCAGGUUAGGAAUUGUGAUGUUGCUCAGGCAGAUGUAUGGGAGUUUGAGGUGGACCACUUGUCAACUGGGGAGUCAUAUGUUGUGAAUUUAGAGAAAAAAACAUGUGGCUGUUUUAGAUGGGACUUGUUGGGGAUCCCCUGUUAUCAUGCUUUGGCAUGUAUUGUGAGGCAAAGGCUCAAUGUUGAGGACUAUGUGCAUCAGGCUUACCAUGUGUCCACCUAUUCUAAGACAUAUGCCCCUGCAUUUCACCCCAUGCCUGGACACAAUGAAUGGCCCAAGACUAACUUACAACCACCUGCACCCCCACCUUUUAGAAAAAUGCCAGGAAGGCCUAAGCUAAAGAAAAGAAUAAAAGAGCCAGGUGAAGGUCAGGGUGAAGGCCAAGAGAGGGGAAAGUUGUUGGUUGUAAGGGCAAAAAAGAAAAAUGCAUGUAGUCAUUGUGGUGGUUUGGGUCAUUACAAGAACACAUGUAAGAAUCCACCCAAACCAGUUGAACCUCCAAAAGGCAAGACUGGAAGGCCAAGGAAAGAUCCAUCUGCUCCACCUGCCAAGAAGCAAAGAACAGCUCCAACUCAGCAACAAGAACAAGCAACAGCAGCUCCGGUGCAUCCACAUCAACCACAACAGCAUGAUUUCUCUUCUCAAGCUAGCAGUUCAGCUGGUCCUUCAUGCAUUUCAAUGGGUGCAAACUUCAAUUCAAGCAUAAUGUAG
Messenger RNA from Beta vulgaris subsp. vulgaris (sugar beet), 2235 nucleotides. RefSeq lists its product as uncharacterized. Gene Ontology annotation, molecular function: transposase activity; DNA binding; zinc ion binding. The coding region runs from base 1 to 2235 and encodes 744 amino acids. Gene Ontology annotation, biological process: DNA transposition. The record is from RefSeq and is a predicted model, not a curated record. Lineage: Eukaryota; Viridiplantae; Streptophyta; Magnoliopsida; Caryophyllales; Amaranthaceae. The transcript has 4 exons.